Messenger RNA from Mirounga angustirostris (Northern elephant seal), 1452 nucleotides. RefSeq names its product coiled-coil domain containing 83 (gene CCDC83). The record is from RefSeq and is a predicted model, not a curated record. The transcript is spliced from 10 exons. The coding region runs from base 10 to 1236 and encodes 408 amino acids. Lineage: Eukaryota; Metazoa; Chordata; Mammalia; Carnivora; Phocidae.
AGCAACACAAUGGAUAACACAGCGAAAGCAAAUAAAAAGGAUAUUCAAGAUGGGCCACACAAAGAAGUCAAAUUGCCUACCAGUGAAGCACUUCUAGACUACCACUGUCAAAUAAAAGAAAAUGCAGUAGAACGAUUUAUGGCUCAAAUAAGGAGACUUAGAGAAAAGAACCAAAAGUAUCAUGAAAGAAACAAACGCUUGAAGGAUGAACAGACUUGGCACAUACGGAACCUACUAAAGGAGCUGAGUGAAGAGAAGUCAGACGGGUUACCAGUUGUAACAAGAGAAGAUGUUGAAAAAGCAAUGAAGGAAAAAUGGAAGUUUGAAAGAGACCAGGAAGAAAACUUGAAAGAUAUGCGCGUGCAAAUAAAUAACGCCGAGAAACUAUUUCUUGAGAAACUCAGUGAAAAGGAAUACUGGGAAGAAUACAAGAAUGUAGGGAGUGAACAACAUGCUAAACUCAUUACCUCCUUGCAGAAUGACAUCAAUAGAGUUAAAGAAAAUGCAGAGAAAAUGUCAGAACACUAUAAAGUCACUCUGGAAGAUGCUAGAAAGAGAAUAAUCAGAGAAACUUUGUUGCAACUGGAUCAAAAGAAAGAAUGGGCCACACAGAAUGCCAUACGGUUCAUUGACAAGGGCAGCUACCGAGAGAUCUGGGAGAAUGACUGGCUGAAAAGAGAGAUUGCAAAUCACAGGAAGGAAGUUGAAAAAUUGGAAAAUACUAUUCAUGAACUGGAAGAAGAAAAUUUGGUGCUUAUUGAUCAACUAUUCAACUGUAGACUUGUGGAUCUCAAAAUACCCAGGCAACUAUAUCUUACUCAAGCUGCUGGACUGACAGUGCCACCUGAAGUGCCUUUGGAGUUGCCAGAUAUAUAUGAAGCAUUGCAACCUGCAGAAGUAAAAGGUAGAGACAUCACAAGCUCAUCAGUGGAGAGCGGUGCUUUAUAUGUCAGUCAUGAGCAUGGUAGUGGAUAUGCCAAGCAACUGAAGACAGAUGAAGAAAACAACUCAUGUGUAGACUUUGGGACCUCUGAUAUGAAAUACUUACUAUAUGAGGAUGAGAAGGAUUUCAAGGAUUAUGUAAACCUGGGUCCCUUGCAAGUGAAGCUCAUGAGUGUGGAGAGCAAGAAAAUGCCCAUUCAUUUUCAAGAGAAAGAAAUUCCAGUCAAAUGCUAUGAAGAUGUCAGGAGCCCAGAAAGCCGCAUCACAUAUAAAAUGAUGAAGUCUUUUCUCUAAGACCAAAUGCUGCAAAGUAAAAAUAACUUUUCCUUAUAAAUAAAUGUUCAUUGGGAACUGAAGUGUAUUAUUUGCCCAUUUUAUUUACACUUUGGUUUGUUUUUAAGCCCGUUGUUAUUUCUAAAGGUCAUAAUGGCAUUUAAAAUCAAAGUUCCAAGCUGUUCAUUUACCUGCAUGACAAAAAUGAGAGUACACUUUAUAUUUCCAUAUCCAAGU